Messenger RNA from Knipowitschia caucasica, 738 nucleotides. The record is from the annotation of a GenBank genome assembly. NCBI's taxonomy places the organism in Eukaryota, Metazoa, Chordata, Actinopteri, Gobiiformes, Gobiidae.
AUGGCAGAGAACGCGGUGGUUUUUAAGAGGGAGGUUCCUGUCCUGCAAAGAGCAGCUCUCAGUGCGGCAUCAGUCUAUUGCACUCAAGUCCCAUUCCUACACACAGAACAGGAAGUAGAAGACCUCGACAUGGCUGCAAAGGGAGUCGGCAUGGCUAACAAAGGGCCCUCAUACGGCUUGAGCAGGCAGGUGCAGGACAAGAUCGACAGCAAGUACGACCAGGAGCUGGAGCUGGUGCUGGUGGAGUGGAUCUCCCGUCAGUGUGGAGCCGACAAACCCGAACCCGGCAAGAUUGGCUUCCAGACCUGGCUCAAGGAUGGAUGUGUGCUGGGUGAGCUGAUCAACAGUCUGUCCGCUGGAGACAAACCGGUGAAGAAGAUCCAGAGCUCGACCAUGGCCUUCAAGCAGAUGGAGCAGAUCUCACAGUUCCUGAGCGCUGCCGAGAAAUACGGCGUCACCAAAACAGACAUGUUCCAGACCGUCGACCUGUGGGAAGGUAAAGACCUGGCUGCUGUUCAGAGGACUCUGUCGGCUCUGGGCAGUUUGGCUGUAACCAAAGAAGAAGGCACAUACAAAGGAGACCCCAGCUGGUUCUUCAAGAAAGCGCAGGAGAACAAGCGUGACUUCAGCGAUGACCAGCUGAAGGCGGGGAAGAAUGUGAUUGGGCUGCAGAUGGGCUCGAACAAAGGAGCGUCACAGGAGGGAAUGAGCUACGGAAGACCAAGACAGAUCCUCUAA